AUGACGACAGGGCAAGUGCAACUCAUCUCCGUUCUCAAAGCGUGCCCAAACUUUGCCGCCGCCGGUGGCAGCAUUUCUCCAUGCACAAGUCCUACAACUCUUGUUGGUCCUCCAGAGCUCAAACUCCCAACCUCACCACCACCUCCGCCUCGACUUCAUUCAGAAUACAAACGGGCUUGGGCUCGCACCCCCUCAGCGGCCAAGAGCCGCUUCCGCUCCUUCGGUAACCCCUUCCUUGAUAUCUUUUUCCAUGCCGUAGGAGACACCCCCACCAUUCGUAAGUAUCUGAAGCAACUGCUUCCGUUCGCCUGGUCCCACAAUCCCCUAACCACCCUCAAGGUCAUUUGUUCUCUACAAAGGAGCUGUUUCACUGCCAGAUUGUUUCACACCGCGGCAUUCUGGCUCCACCAGAACCACCCCAAAACCCUAGCAGAAAACGUGGCGGCUUUUGCUGAACCAGGAAAGUUUGAAGAACUUCUCGAGGUUCUGUACCGGAAUGUAGAUGUAAAUGGCGAGGGGAUGAGGAGAAUGGUGAGGACUCGUGAGUACGAAUACCAUCUGGAAUUGAUACAGGAAAAAGUAGACUGCGGCGGGCGUAUUAGUAGUAAUAAGAGAAAGGAGAUGAUGGACAUGGCCAGGAAGGCUGUUGAGAUGUACGAGCGCGACCAGAAUUAUCAGUUAUUACACGAGCGGGUUUCGGAUCUUUAUGCUGAGUGCUUGAAGUCUGAUAUUCAAAAUUUGAAAGAAUAUGAGAAGGAAAAGAUGGCUGAUGCCGUGGAGUUGAGGUUGACCACGGCGGCAAGGUGGUGCCCUUCCGUUGAUUCCUACUACGAUCGCGCCACUUUGCUCUGCGAGAGCAUUGCGAGGAAAGUUUUCCUCCGAGAGAAAUGCUCACAAGGAGUUAGUGUUGAGGAGGAGGCUGAUUAUGGGUUUAGAGUCCGAGAGCAGUUGAUGAAUGAGGUUUUGGAGCCCUUGAGGAGGUUCAUGAAGCAAUGCCUCUAUGAUGAUGAUUUUCCAAGAGAGAGGAGGUCCCAUGCGGUUAAGAAGUACUGGAUGGAUAUCAAAGCCGGUAAGUCCAAGAUUGAGGCAAGUGCUAUGCGUCCCGAUGAGAUCAUAUGCCAUGCGAAUAACCGCAACUUCGAGCAACUGGCUGACCCUCAGUGGAAGGCAAUGGUGGAGGAGAUCUAUUUAAAGCAGGGCAAGUUGAAGAACUGCUUGGCUGUGUGUGACGUCUCAGGAAGGAUGUGUGGGCACCCCAUGAAUGUAUCCUUAGGUUUGGGACUAUUGGUGUCUGAACUGAGUGAGGAGCCAUGGAAAGGAAAGGUCUUCACUUUCAGUCGAAACCCUCAGCUACUUACGAUACAAGGCGAUGAUCUUAAGUCCAAGUGCGUGUUUAUGAGGAGGAUGGACAAUCAAGACUGGCACGGUGACGUUGAUUUUCAGAAGGUGUUUGAUUUGAUUCUCGAUGUGGCUGCGAAUGAGAAUUUGAAGCCAGAGCAAAUGAUCAAAAGGCUAUAUGUCUUCACCAGUUUUCAAGAUUUUGAUGAUGCUUCGGUGAAUAAUUGGAAGACUGAUUACAAGGCAAUACAGAGAAAGUUUAAAGAGAAAGGGUACGGGGAUGUGGUGCCACAGAUAGUGUACUGGGAUAUGAAUGACGACGAUCUUAUCCCAUGGGUGCGCUAUGCAGAACAAGGGGUGUCCAGGAUGAGUGGGGACUGCAACGAAUUUGUCCAGUUCCUUUUGGACAACGGGGUUUUUGGUCCCGACCAUGUCAUGGAAGCAGCCUUCUCUGGCGAACAAUUUCAAAGCUUGGCUGUAGUCGACUGA
This is a messenger RNA of Malus domestica (apple), 1827 nucleotides long. RefSeq lists its product as uncharacterized. Lineage: Eukaryota; Viridiplantae; Streptophyta; Magnoliopsida; Rosales; Rosaceae. The record is from RefSeq and is a predicted model, not a curated record.